Molecule: messenger RNA, 558 nt
Organism: Trematosphaeria pertusa
Lineage: Eukaryota; Fungi; Ascomycota; Dothideomycetes; Pleosporales; Trematosphaeriaceae
Exons: 2
Coding region: 1-558 (185 amino acids)
Source: RefSeq, a predicted model, not a curated record
AUGCCUAACCACUCGCAAGUUGCGAUUUCGCGUGGCUCCUUCCAUUUCGGCGCAUCGAAGAGGCAGCCUUCCUUCGAAUCAUUGUCACAGAACCAAGUCCCUGCUGCGAGCUAUGAAACGCGAAAGAGCGAAUCUCAUUGGCGAACGAAGAGGAUUGAGCCCGGGCAGAGUCCAAGGACAUGCCCAAUCCGCAGGAUGCCCCCGGAACUAAUUUUGGAUAUUGCGGAUUACCUUCCGGAAUACGCUGACACCUUCUGCUUAGCUGCGACCAGCCGACUACUCCGCUCCAUCCUCUUGAGCCAGGUCGCAAAGAUUCCAGCGAACACGAAGACUCUCCAACACCAAGAGGUCGAAGGCAGACUAAUGCUGACUGGUGCCAGGCAAAAGCCGAAGAAGAGGAGGCACUCGGCGCCUACGAGAAACGCAAGGAACUCUUCUGCGCACUCUGCGGCCUCAAGCAACCCUGAUCUGCCUUCUCCCCGAAGCAAGUGCAGCGCUCUCCAUUCCAACGCGUCUGCCACGGUACGGAAAACCGAUUCCGCCUUUGCCGCCACAUGA